Messenger RNA from Cimex lectularius (bed bug), 1945 nucleotides. Its product is annotated as nischarin-like. Bases 276 to 1652 code for a protein of 458 amino acids. Gene Ontology annotation, cellular component: cytoplasm. The record is from RefSeq and is a predicted model, not a curated record. The transcript is spliced from 3 exons. Gene Ontology annotation, molecular function: protein kinase binding; phosphatidylinositol binding. NCBI's taxonomy places the organism in Eukaryota, Metazoa, Arthropoda, Insecta, Hemiptera, Cimicidae.
GGAACGGAUUAUCUGUUAUCCUGUACUUUAUAAUCCCCUAAAAGGUUUUUGGAGAUAUUACUCAGUAGUGACUAACAUUGAUUUCAGUGUUGCAAAGUAUAUGUUAAAAGGUGCGCCGACCGACAGUGGCCUAUUCUGAGCACCCUGUAACAAAUGUAAACGAGUUGCAUGUAAAAAUCAUGUUCAGAAUUCAGCAUCGUACUGUACAAAUCGAGCUUUCACCCUUUAUAUGCGAAUAGAAAGCAUUUGGACUGAUAUUCGAGAGUUGUUGGAAAAUGGCCAGUUGUCUGUUGACCCACCAAAAGGACUGGAGCAUCGACAUACCUCGCGUCGAAGAGAAAGACGGUGUGACAUACUACGUGAUCAACGUGAGGGUCGGACCUGUGAGCUGGCAGGUCCAACACAGAUACAGGGAAUUUUCCGCUUUGCAUGCCACGUUGGUCAACGAUCAUGGCAUAUCCAAAGAUAUUCUUCCACCCAAGAAAAUGAUCAACAAGAAUCCGAAUUUUAUUGAGAAACGUAGAACCGACUUGGAAAAUUACCUUUCCAGUAUACUCAGCUUACUGCUCCUUACACUACCAAAACCUUUGUCUUAUUUCUUGGAUUUUGAUAAGUACGAUGUCAUUGUUAUACUACAGAAAUUUAUGUCGAAUAUUUCCAACGACUCUUGCUACAAACUGAAACCUACAGAUGAUUACCAUUUUCAACUCAUUCAGGUCCAUGCAAUCAGUGAGAGGUUAAAACUUCCAUGUCCACCAGUAAACAUGGUUGGGUUUCAGCAUGAUUUCAGUGUUAUACUUGAUUUUUGUAGCAAUCUGCACAAAGUGACAAUAAGUGAAGUUAACAGCUCUGUCGGCUCCAGCAAUAUAAAUAAAUCUAUGCUAUAUUUUGAACUUUCAUCUUUUAAAUCAUUGAGAAAACUUGUUUUGAACAAAAUAGAUCCUGUUAAUUUAAUAAAAGCUGAAGAUCUCAGGCAAAAGUUAGAAUAUAUAACUGUGAUUUGGUGUGAACUGAAGCAAAUAUGUGAUAUUUUACUGUGCGAUACGCUUCACAGAAGCACAAUUACUGAAGCGAACAGUUGGAACAAGCUUGUCGAAGCCGAUUUCAGCCAUAACAAAAUAGAAAUAGUUGAUGACUCGUUAAAACUAUUGCCGAAUAUAGAAUCUUUAAGCUUAAGCUCAAAUUUAAUCUACCAAAUGCCAAAAAUUGAGGGAUUGGACAACCUACAGCGUCUGUACCUUUCAAAAAACAGCAUAUCAUCAUUUGAAGGGCUUAACCUUAAGUUUUCCAAAUUAGUUUUUCUUGAUUUAUCUCAAAACUGUAUAAUUUCCUUAAAAGGGCUUGAGUGUUUGUGUGAACUUCAAGGAAUUAAUUUAGGUUCAAAUAAAAUAGAACAUAUUAAUGAACUCGAUCACAUGACAAAUCUACAAAAACUUGAGUAUAUAGUUCUGACGGGAAAUCCUUUGUCAACGGUUAUUGAUUAUAGGGUGAAAAUUUUGGAAAAAUUUGGGGAACGAGCUUCAAAAAUUUGUUUAGACAAUGAACAAACUACUCAGCAGGAGUUAGACACGGUUGCAGUACUGCAUGCAAUCAGAUUUGUAAAAGAAGGAAAAUCUCCCAAAACAUCAACUUUUGUGUCAUAUGCUCAUUAAAAUAGAUGAGGUUGGUUUCAUGUAUAAGUGACUAUUGUUAUUAAAACAUAAUUUUAUUUUUGUUUAUUGUGUUAUUCAGAUAAAAUAAUAAUAAUAUAUUUUGUGAUAUGCAUGAGUGUUCAUGCUUCCAAAACUAUGUACUACGAAUAAGUAUUGUGUAAAUUCAUUAAAAUAUGUAAUAAUUAGUAAUCAUUACUAAUUUACUAUUGCUGUGAUAAAUUCAGUUCUAUGUAAUAUAAUAUUUAUUAUAAAGAUGACAGUAAAUCAAUCCUCUAAUAAUCUAUUUAUAUAAA